Loxodonta africana (African savanna elephant) is the source of this 12622-nucleotide messenger RNA. It is a transcript of the gene IKBKB, whose product is annotated as inhibitor of nuclear factor kappa B kinase subunit beta. Gene Ontology annotation, molecular function: protein binding; ATP binding; IkappaB kinase activity. Gene Ontology annotation, cellular component: cytoplasm; IkappaB kinase complex. The transcript is spliced from 22 exons. The coding region runs from base 180 to 2477 and encodes 765 amino acids. The record is from RefSeq and is a predicted model, not a curated record. NCBI's taxonomy places the organism in Eukaryota, Metazoa, Chordata, Mammalia, Proboscidea, Elephantidae. Gene Ontology annotation, biological process: positive regulation of transcription by RNA polymerase II; tumor necrosis factor-mediated signaling pathway; peptidyl-serine phosphorylation.
CAGAGCAGGAAGUGUUUGAGGAAGUCGCUCUCUGCUGGCUGGGUUAGGAUUCCCGCAUUUUAAUGUCUUCGGGGUGGUGUCAGAGCCCCCGGUUGUGCUGCCCCAGCCCCCAUCUCCCCGGCCCGGGGAGCCUUUCCCCUGCCCGGCGUCCCUGCCGACAGAGUUAGCGCAACAUCAAUAUGAGCUGGUCACCUUCCCUGGCAACUCAGACAUGUGGGCCCUGGGAAAUGAAGGAACGACUUGGGACAGGGGCAUUUGGAAACGUCAUCCGAUGGCACAAUCAGGAAACAGGUGAGCAGAUUGCUAUCAAGCAGUGCCGACAGGAGCUCAGCCCCCGGACCCGAGAGCGGUGGUGCCUGGAAAUCCAGAUCAUGAGAAGGCUGAAUCACCCCAAUGUAGUGACUGCCCGGGAUGUCCCUGAGGGAAUGCAGAACUUGGCCCCCAAUGACUUGCCCCUGCUGGCCAUGGAGUACUGCCAAGGAGGAGAUCUCCGGAAGUACCUGAACCAGUUUGAGAACUGCUGUGGCCUGCGGGAAGGAGCCAUCCUCACUUUGCUGAGCGACAUUGCCUCUGCGCUUAGAUACCUUCAUGAAAACAGGAUCAUCCAUCGGGACCUAAAGCCAGAAAACAUCGUCCUACAGCAAGGAGAGCAGAGGUUAAUACACAAAAUUAUUGACCUAGGAUAUGCCAAGGAGCUGGAUCAGGGCAGUCUUUGUACUUCCUUUGUGGGGACCCUGCAGUACCUGGCCCCAGAGCUGCUGGAACAGCAGAGGUACACAGUGACGGUGGACUACUGGAGCUUCGGCACCCUGGCUUUUGAGUGCAUCACCGGCUUCCGUCCUUUCCUCCCCGACUGGCAGCCUGUGCAGUGGCAUUCAAAAGUCCGGCAGAAGAGUGAGAUGGACAUCGUUGUGAGUGAAGACUUGAGUGGAACAGUGAGGUUUUCAAGCUCUUUACCCUACCCCAAUAAUCUUAACAGUGUGCUGGCACAGCGCCUGGAGAAGUGGCUGCAGCUGAUGUUAAUGUGGCACCCCCGGCAGAGGGGCACAGAUCCGCUGUACGGGCCCAACGGCUGUUUCAAGGCCCUGGACGACAUCUUAAACUUGAAGCUGGUUCAUAUCUUGAACAUGGUCACAGGCACCAUUCAUACCUAUCCAGUGACACAGGAUGAAAGUCUGCAGAGCUUAAAGGCCAGAAUCCAGGCAGACACGGGAAUCCCAGAGGAGGACCAGGAGCUGCUGCAAGAAGCGGGUCUGGCGUUGAUCCCCGACAGGCCUGCCACGCAGUGUAUUUCAGAUGGCAAGCUAAAUGAGGGCCGCUCGUUGGACAUGGAUCUUGUUUUUCUCUUUGACAACAGUAAAGUCACCUACGAGACACAGAUCUCCCCUCGGCCUCAACCUGAAAAUGUCAGCUGUAUCCUUCAAGAGCCCAAGAGGAAUCUCUCUUUCCCCCACCUGAGGAAGGUGUGGGGCCAGGUCUGGCACAGCAUCCAAACCCUGAAGGAGGACUGUAACCGGCUGCAGCAGGGACAGCGAGCUGCCAUGAUGAAUCUCCUCCGGAAUAACAGCUGUCUUUCCAAGAUGAAGAAUUCCAUGGCUUCCAUGUCUCAGCAGCUCAAGGCCAAGUUAGAUUUCUUUAAAACCAGCAUCCAGAUUGACCUGGAGAAGUAUAGUGAGCAAACUGAGUUUGGAAUCACUUCAGAUAAAUUGCUGCUGGCUUGGAGGGAAAUGGAACAGGCGGUGGAGCUCUGCGGGCGGUUGACAUUAGCACAGCAUUUUUAUCAGGAAAAUGAAGUGAAACAUCUCGUGGAACGGAUGAUGGCACUGCAGACAGACAUCGUGGACUUACAGAGGAGCCCGAUGGGUCGGAAGCAGGGAGGGACGCUGGAUGACCUAGAAGAGCAAGCAAGGGAGCUUUACAGGAGACUAAGGGAAAAACCGAGAGACCAACGGACUGAUGGUGACAGUCAGGAAAUGGUACGGCUGCUGCUCCAGGCAAUCCAGGCCUUUGAGAAGAAAGUGCGAAUGAUUUAUACUCAGCUCAGUAAAACUGUAGUUUGCAAGCAGAAGGCUCUGGAAUUGUUGCCCAAGGUGGAAGAGGUAGUCAGUUUAAUGAAUGAGGAUGAGAAGACUGUGGUUCGGCUUCAGGAGAAACGACAGAAGGAGCUCUGGAAUCUCCUGAAGAUCGCUUGUAGCAAGGUACGUGGUCCUGUCAGUGGAAGCCCAGAUAGUGUGAAUGCGUCUCGUCUUAGUCACCCUGCUCAGCUGAUGUCUCAGUCUGCCACUGCCCCUGACAGCUUAGCUGAGUCAGUCAAGAAAAGUGAAGAACUGGUGGCUGAAGCGCACACUCUCUGCUCCCAGCUAGAAAAUGCGAUGCAAGACACCAUGAAAGAACAAGGCCAGAGUUUUAUGGCUCUGGACUGGAGCUGGUUAAAAGCGGAGGAAGCAGAGCAGAAUAGCCUGGAGCAGGCCUCGUGAUUGUGUGGGUGGCCUUGACCACCUGAUGUGGGGCUCCCUGGCCUGAGGCUCACGCAGUGGCCCGUGCUACAGUGAUGUCCCGGAAAUCUUCGGCCCCCAGGUGGGGAUCUGCUGACUUCCCCCAGCAGUCGUGACACUCACCCUGAACGAAGGGUGUGGCCCUCAGUGGGCAACACUGGACACCUUGUCUGCACAUCCGGAAGGUGUCCAUUGCAGAGGCCCAGCACACUUUGAUGCCAUGUGACACGCUUGGCAGAGCCACAGCAGCACUUCCUCUGCUAUGGAGAAAGUGCUCCAACUACUGUUUGCCCCACAGACCACCAGACAGAUUUCGAACUAGAAUGUUUCAGGACAAAGUUGAAAUGGCACUUGGCAGCAACCUGUCCUCUACUGACCCAUCCCGAUCAGAGGCUCUGAUCUACCUUUUCACUCUCAUCUUGCAGCUAAGAGUUUCAUCUGGAUUCCAGUUCUCUUAAACAGACUUGUCAAUCAUUGAUUUGGCCUGGCUCCAUCCUGUCUCUUCCCCUUUUUACUUCACUGCUGCUGAAACUUUUAUCUGCUGCUUUGAUGGUGUGCUCCUUUCAGCAAGGCAGUAGCGAGGCUAUGUACUAGAGCCAGGAUGGAACAGCGCCUGCCUUCCUUUGGGUCUCAAAGAUUACCUGGGAGGGAGAGUUGUCAUGGAGAAGAAGGAAAGAAAAAAACGGAAACUCUGUCAGCCACUAGGCCACUGACCACAGAAGCCCACACCUCCCUGUCCUUGCUCAGACAUGUCUGUGCGUGUUGGGAGCAAGGGGAGGGGACUCCCUGCAUCUCACGUCAUCCAGCAGUAUUAUUAAAUUGAUUUAUUUUAAAAAAUAGUUUCUAUCUUUUGUAAUGUGAUUCAGACACUUACAUUAUGUUCUACAAUCCAUUUUUAAAACACCCAAGAUUAGGACUUCUGAACUCAAAAGCCAAUUUAAUCAACAAUUUUAUGAAAUUGAAUAGUGCCUGGAUCGUAAAGAGUGUGGUAAACCUUUUUUCACAUCUUCAACAUUUUACAGAACUUCUUUCCAUAAAAGCUAGGAGCAAAACAAGUUCAGAUGAUCACACAGAGGUAGGUCUGGUUGGAGAAGAAAGUUGGAGUAGAGGAGUUUCACAGCAUGGGUUCCAUGGAGACAGCAUAAAGGGGACCAUGGUAAAGGAAGUUUAGGAAAUGCUUCAUGCUUUCAUUCUUUCUUGGAGAUUCACAUUGUACACUGGUAUAUUAAAGUAUCUAAAAAGUCCUAUUACAGAGAAACUGGUUUAACUGUGUGUAAAUCCACUGUUUACCAAACUCAUUUGACCAUGGAACCUGUUUUUUUUUUAUUUUUUUUAUUUCUCUCUGUGUGUGUAAGAUUAAUCUUCCGUAGAAUUGGAAUUUGAUGAACCAUCGUUUUGGAAAUAGUAGAGAGGGACAUUGUGGGAAAUAAGACCACAAAAAUAGACUGAAUGGAGGGAAUGAAUUCUGGGCUAAGGGCCAUGGACUUGUUUUAUAGGUUGAGCAUUCUCAGCAAGAAAAUGACAUGACCAAAGCAGUGGUUUAAGAAGAUUAAUAUGGCUGGGAUGUGCCAACUGAUUAAAAAAGUUAAAACCCUGGAGGUAGGACUUCUACUUGAAAAAAGAUGGAGCAGAUAUUCUUUUUCCCUAUUCCUCCUGAUAAGAACAGCUAAACUCCUUGGACAAAAGACAGACUGGCUCAGGACCUUGGGACCUGAGGAGCAACAUGACAGUGAGUUCCCUGGAUUUUCUUUGUGCCUCAUAUAUCCCAGACUGGGUUCUGGAGAAGCUGGCCAACAAGUGGAGACAGAAAAGCCUUCUUUCUCUAGCCGUAUUAGUGCCGUAUGGUUGCUGUAACAAAUUAGCACAAAGUAGGUGGCUUAAAACAACAGAAAUUUAAUCUCAAAAGUUCUGGAGACCAGAAUUCUGAAAUCAGGUAUUCCUUGAAAGCUCUAGGGGAGAUUCUGUUCCUUGCCUCUUCCAGUUUCAGGCAAUCCUUGGUUUGUGGCCGUGUGUCUCCAGUCUCUGCUUCCUUUGUCGCAUCACGGCCUCUUCUGUCUGUUAAAUCCACCCUGGGUGUCUCUUUUAAGAACAUUUGCCAUUGGAUUUAGGACCCUUCCCUUAAUCCAGGAUAAAUGCCUCUUCUCAAGAUCCUUAACUUGAUCACAUAUUCAGCCAUAUAAAGUAAUAUUUACUCUUUCGCUAUAUAAGGUAAUAUUCACAGGCCAUGGGGAUUAGGACAUAUCUUCUUGGGGGCUACCAUCCAACCCAUUACAGUCCACCCUCUGGCUCCCUCAAAAUUCACGUGUGUCCCACAUGUAAAAUACAUUCAUCCUAUCCCAACAUCUCCAAAAGUCUCAACCUGCAGUCCAAAAAUCUCAUCCAAAUCCCGUCCAAAUAGAAUCAGUUCAAAAGUUCCAAAUCUCAUCAUCCAAACCAGAUCUGGGUGAGACUCUGGCCAUGAUCCAUCAUGGGGCAAAAUUUCUCUAUCUAGAGACCUGAGAAAGUAGAAAACAAGUCAUCUGCUGCCAGAAUACAGUGGUAGGUUAGGGGUAUGACAGACAUUCCCAUUCCAAAAGGGGGAAAUUGGAAGGAUUAAAGGGCUCACAGUCCCAAAUAGGUUGGAAAUCCAGCAGAACAAAUACCAUUAGAUUUCAAGUCCUGAUAAUUCUCUGUGGAAGCUUCACCUUCCAGGCCCACAGUGGCUCUAUAGGCCUCUGAGUCUGCACCCAUUGCCUCAGCACAUACACCUCUGACUUCUGCACCUGUGGCUCUGCCCUCAGAGUCAUUCUUUUUCUUAAAGGGUAGCACAUAUUUGAGGACUAAGGCGUGCCUGACCCAAGCCAUAUCAUCAGUCACCUCAUAUGCAGGCAAAGGCUGGACAGUGAAUAAGGAAAAUUGAGGAAGAAUUAAUGCCUUUGAAUUAUGGUGUUGGCAAAGAAUAUUGAAUAGACCAUGAACUGCCAGAAGAAUGAACAAGUCUGUCUUGGAAGAAGUACAGCCGGAUUGCUCCGUAGAAGCGAGGAUGGUGAGACUUCCUCUUACGUACUUUGGAUGUAUUAUCAGGAGGGACCAGUCCCUGGAGGAGGACACAUGCUUGGUAAAGUAGAAGGUAAGUGAAAAAAAGGAAGACCCUUAAAGAGAUGGAUUGACACAGUGACUGCAACAAUGGACUCAAACAUAGCAGCAGUCGUGAGGAUGGCACGGACUGGGCUGUGUUUCAUUCUGCUGCACAUAGGGUCACUGUGAGUCACAACUAACUCGAUGGCACCUAACAAUAAGAAGCAUAUGUUUGCAGUUGAAUAGCUCCGUCAGCUCAUCUGCCUAUAGGAUUUUGGAAGUUCAUCAAUCUUACCAUUUUGUUCUGUCUUUGUCUCUUUUAAUCCAAGCUGGCAGUGUUUCUGCUUAUGUAACAUUUUCAAAAACCUUUGGGUCUUCUGUGUAUGUCAUGGGGGUACAUGCCAUUAGACAAGAGGGUCUUCCACAGAUCUUUGCUGGAUAACCCCGUCUCUAUUCCUGGUUUUUGCUGAGAUGGUUGAGUGGGUCCAUGAGUCACACACCUAGUCUCUUCAGCAGAAGGUGUUGCAGCCACACCAUUAGUCUUCUCUCCAGAGCAUGCUUUCCCAACAGUGAAUAUCUUAAUUUUAGCAUCCUUUGCAAUCUGGAGAGGCACAGAACCUCCAGAAUCAUCAAGUGCUGGUUCUUUUUUGUUUAAUAGUUUCUUCCUCAGUUUAUGUCUUUCCUUUUGCAUUUUACAAUAGGCAGCAAAUAGAAACCAGGCCACAUCUUCAUAAUUUUGCUUGGAAAUCUCAAACAUCCAGCCUCAUCAUUUACAAGCUCCCCUUUCCACACAACUAUAGAACGAAUUCUGCCAAGUUUCUGCCACUAUAUAACAUGGAUCAAUUUUCCUCCAGUUUCCAAAAAUGUGCUUCUCAUUUCUCUCUGAUCCCUGCCAGCAGUGACUAAUGUUCAUAUGGCAAUGUAUUUAUUCUCUAAGAUGAUAAAAGUUUUCUCCACCAUACUCCUCACUUCUUCUGAGCCCUCAUCGGGAAAAAAAAAACAAAACCCAAGGAGGCGGUGCCAAGAUGGCAGAGUAGUCAGACGCUUCCUGUGUUCCCUCUUACAACAAAGACCUGAAAAAACAAAUGAAUUGAUUUAUAUAUGACAACCUAGGAACCCUGAACAUAAAGACAAAGUUGAGGAGUCAGACUUUGCGGUGGGAAAGUGGGGGAAAGACAGGUUCAGAAGCAGCGAGGAUUUGCCAGACCUGACCUGGCCAGCACCCUGCAGUCUGGAUUGGCUGAUGCACAUGGGCUGAGGCACACAGUAGUGCUCGGGACAUGUUUCCCACAUCGGGAGAAACCGAGCAGCUGAGAAUCUGCACGAGCCUCCAGAGCCAGGGGGAGGUGGCUCUGGAUCUUGGAAAGUUAAGUGCAAGUGUCUGUCCUAUUGCAUGGGAUCAAAAUAACCCUCCCCCCUCUGGGAAGUACCUUUCUCCUAUUCACUCUCCCCUUCCCCACUCUGCUGCAGUCCUGGUCUGGCAUUAGCAAUUGCUACGCACUGGGCUGAAAGUGGGACCCGUUGCAUGUCCCAAGCCAUUCUCCCGGCUUUGGAGAGGGAACAAAUCAACAAACAGGAAAAAAUCUGCCAGGUCCCCUAAGCCAGGACCUCAGGGCAUGCACAGCCCCUUUGCCUAGGCACAGGCAUAAGGGGUCUGUGAACUUCGAAUGUCUUUGACCCCUGUUUAGACCUAUGUGGGCCCAUUUCAACAGUGUAGGCCAUUGUUAGCAUAGUACAACAGGGUAUAUACCUGAAGCCUAUUUUCAACUGCAGCUGCUGGGGGUGGGGGGUGGCAGAUUUGUGACGUUUGAAACUGCCCUGCCCAUUAAGCAGGGUCCUCACCUACCCACAUCAGGGGCGUGAGGACUGGUGGCUGCAGCCCUUCCAGCUAGUCAUCCACGACAGGGGUCUGAGAUGAAGUGGUGCCUCCCAGUCCUUACAGCCAACAGCACUGGGUGCCCAAAGUCUGGCUGCAAGACCCACCCACCUAUGUGCUUUAGGGGACAGGGACACACUUUCCACACAGGUACUCAGGGACAGCCAUUAGCCCACUACCUUGCUCAGCACAUAACCCUCUACUGCAACCAGAUACCUGUGCAUGCUCCAAUCACCCUACAUAGGCCUAGCACUGUAGGUGAGAGCCUGCCCCACGCACUUGGUGACUGACAACCUAGACAGCUGAGUUGACUCCACACAAGAAAACUAAAACUCCUGGGCUCACACAUACCUAGUAGCAGCUCUAACAACCUGGUGACAAAGUGAGAGCCUCAAAGAUACCAACAAUCAAAGUAGCUCACACAACCAGCCUAUUUGAGCAUAUUAAAACAAAACAAGAAGCUAGGACACAGUAAGCAAACAUAGUAACCUAUGGAUGGCUUGGGGACAACAGUCAGUGUCAAAUCACAUAAAGAGGCAGACCUUGAUGGCUUCAGCAAGUGACCAAAACAGAGAGCCAGGAAACCUCCCAGAGAAAGAGAAGGUCUUGGAAUUACCAGAGGUAGAAUUCAAAAGAUUAAUAUACAGAGCUCUUCAAGAGAUCAGGAAGGAGAUCAGGCAAAAUGCAGACCAAGCCAAAGAACACACAGACAAAGCAAUAGAGGAAUUUAAGAGGGUUGUAGAAGAGCAAGAUGACAAAUUUAACAGUCUGCAAGAAUCCGUAGAGAGACUACAAAUAGAAAUCCAAAAAUUAACAAGUUUCAGAAUUAGACAACUCAAUAGAAAGUCAUAGGAGCAGAAUUGAGGCAAUGGAAGUCAGAAUUAGUGAGAUUGAAGGUAAAGCACUUGAAACCAAUUUAUUUAAGGAAAAAUCAGAUAAAAGAGUUUUAAAAAAAUGAAGAAACCCUAAGAAUGUGGGACUCCAUCAAGAGGAAUAACCUAUGAGUGAUGGGAGUACCAGAAUUGGGGGGCGGGAAGGAUUAACAGAAAAUACAGAGAGAAUUGUUGAAGAUUUAUUGGCAGAAAUGUUCCCUGAUAUCUUGAAAGACAAAAAGAUAUCUAUCCAAGAAGCUCAUUGAACCCUUCACAGGGUAGAUUCCAAAAGUCACCAAGACAUAAUCAAACUUGCCAAAACCAAAGAUAGAGGAUUUUAAGAGCGAUUAGGGAUAAACAGAAAAUUAUCUACAAAGGAGAGUCAAUAAAACUUAACUCUGACUACUCUGCAGAAACCAUGUAGGCAAGAAGACAAUGAGAUGACAUAUACAAAGCCUUGAAGGAAAAAAAUUGCCAGCCAAGAAUUAUAUAUCCAGCAAAACUGUCUCUCAAAGAUGAUGACAAAAUUAGGGUAUUUCCAGAUAAACAGAAGUUAAGAGAAUUUGUAAAAACCAAACCAAAAUUAUGAGAAAUAGUAAAGGGAGUCCUCUGGUUAGGGAAUUAGUAACAUCAGAUGUCCCAAGACUAGAACACAGGACAGAUCAACCAGAUAUCAACCCAGAUAGGGAAGCCACAAAAGUAAGUCAAAGCUAAAACACUGAGAAUAGGAAAAUAGAGACGUCAAUAUGUAAAAGAUGACAACAUUAAAACAAGAGGGACUAAAUAAUGUAGUCAUAGAACUUUCAUAUGGAGAGGAAGUUAAGACAAUAUCAAGAAAUAAAAGAUUGCUUUAAACUUAGAAAAAUAGAGGUAAAUUUUAAGGUAACCACAAAGGAAACUAACAAUUCUAUACAUCAAGAUGAAAAAGAAAAACAAACUCAGCACAGAAAAUUAAGUGGAACAAAGAAACAACAACAUACAUACACAAAAAAAACACAUCAAAAUGACAGCACUAAACUUAUAGCUGUCAAAAUUACACUGAAUGUAAAUGGACUAAAUGCACCAAAAAAGAGAGAGUGACAGAAUGGAUUAAAAAAACGUUAUCCAUCUAUGUGCUCCCUACAAGAGACACACCUUAGAAUCAAAAACACAAACUAAAACUGUGAAAGGAUGGAAAAAAAAAAAAGCAAACAACAAUCAAAAAAGAGCAGGAGUGGCAAUGUUAAUCUCUGACAAAAUAGACUUUAAAGUAAAAUCCACCACAAAGGAUAAGGAAGGAUGCUAUAUAAUGAUUAAAGAGUCAGUAUAUCAGGAGGACGUAACCAUAAUAAAUAUUUAUUCACCCAACUAUUGGGUUCCAAAAUACAUAAAAGAAACUUUAACACCAUUGGAAAGAGAAAUAGCUCCAAAAUGAUAAUAGGAGACUUCAACACACCACUUUCAGUGAAGGAGAGAACAUUCCGAAAGAAGCUUUAUGGAGACACAGAAAGUCUAAGUGCUAAAAUCAAUUUGAUCUCAUACACAUAUACAGAACACUCCACUCAACAGCAGCCAUGUAUACUUUCUUUUCCAGUGCACAUGGCACAUUCUCCAGAAUAGACCAUAUAUUAGCCCUCAAAGCAAGCCUUAACAGAAUCCAAAACAUAGAAAUACUCCAAAGCUUCUUUUCUGACUAUAAAGCCAUAAAAGUAGAAAUCAGUAAGAGGAAAAUGAAACACAGGGAAACUGAACAAUACCUUAGUCAAGGACGGAAUAAAGAAACUCAUAGAAUCAAAUGAGAAUGAAGACACAUCCUACCAGAACCUUUGGGACACAGCAAAAGCAGUGUUCAGAGGUCAAUUUAUAGCAAUAAAUGCACAAUCCAAAAAAAGGACUGGGUCAAAACCAAAAUAUUAACCCUACAACUUGAACAAAUAGACAAUAAAAAAAAAAACUCUCAGACACCAGAAGAAAGGAAAUAAUAAAAAUUAGAGCAGAAAUAAAUAGAGAAUAGAAAAACAAUCAGAAGAGUUAAGACCAAAAGCUGUUUCUUUGAAAAGAUCAACAAAAUUGAUAAACCGCUGGCCAAACCAACAAAAGAAAAACAGGAAAGGAGCAAAUAACUCAAAUAAGAAAUGACAUGGGUGAUACCAGAAGAGACCCAACUGAAACUAAAAGAAUCAUCACAGAAUACUCUGAAAAACUGUACUCCAACAAAUUUGAAAACCUAGAGGAAAUGGACAAAUUGCUAGAAACACACUACCUACCUAAACUAACACAAACCAGGGUAGAAAAACUAAGUAAGCCUAUAACAAAAGGAGAUGAUGAAGAGGUAAUUUUAAAACUUCCAACAAAAAAAGCCCUGGCUCUGAUGGCUUCACUGGAGAAUUCUACCAAACUUUCAGAAAAUAGUUAACACCAGUACGACUAAAGGUAUUUCAGAGCAUAGAAAAGGAUGGAAUACUUAUGAACUUAUUAUAUGAAGCCAGCAUAACCCUGCUACCAAAACCAGGUAAAGUCACCACAAAAAAAAAAAUUUCAGAUCAAUAUGCCUCAUGAACAUAGAGGCAAAAAUCCUCAACAAAAUUCUAGCCAAUAGAAUUUAACAACAUAUCAAAAAAAUAAUUCACCAUGACCAAGUAGGAUUCAUACCAGGUAUGUAGGGAUAGCUCAACAUUAGAAAAACAAUCAAUGUGAUCCAUCUCAUAAAUAAAAGAUAAGAACCACAUGAUCUUAUCAGUCGAUGCAGAAAAGGCAUCUGACAAAGUCCAACAUCCAUUCAUGAUAAAAACUCACCAAAAUAGGAAUAAAAGGGAAAUUCCUCAACAUAAUAAAGGGCAUUUAUACAAAGUCAACAGCCAACAUCAUCCUAAAUGGAGAGAGUCUGAAAGCAUUCCCCUUGAGAACGGGAACCAGACACGGAUGCCCUUUAUCGCCACUGUUACACAACAUUGUGUUGGAGGUCCUAGCCAGAGCAAUAAGUCAAGAAAAAGAAAUAAAGGGCAUCCAAAUUGGUAAGGAAUUUGGAUCCCUAUUUGCAGAUGAUAUGAUGUUGUAUACAGAAAACCCCAAAGUAUCCACAAGAAAACUACUGGGUGUAACAAGAUUUCAGCAAAGCAUCAAGAUACAAGAUAAACAUACAAAAAUCAGUUGGAUUCCUCUACGCCAAUAAAGAGAACUUUAAAGAGGAAAUCACCAAAUCAAUAUCAUUUACAGAGCCCCCAAGAAGAUAAAAUACUUAGGAAUAAAUCUAACUGGAGACAUAAAAAAACCUAUGCAAAGAAAACUACAAGACACUAAUGCAGGAAACCAGAAGAGACCUACAUAAGUGGAAAAACAUACCUUGCUUAUGGAUAGGAAGACUCAACAUUGUGAAAAUGUCAGUUCUAACAAAAGCUAUCUACAGAUACAGUGCAAUCCCUAUCCAAAUUCCAAGAACAUUUUUUAAUGAGAUGGAGAAACAAAUCACCAACUUCAUAUGGAAAGGGAAGAGGCCCCGGAUAAGUAAACCAUCCCUGAACCUGAUUUUAGAAUCUAUUAUACUGCCACGGUAGUCAGAACAGCUUGAUACUGGUACAACAAUAGAUACAUAGACAAUGGAACAGAAUUGAGAGUCCAGAUGUAAAUUCCUUCUCCUAUGAGCAGCUGAUAUUUGACAAAGGCCCAAAGUCCAUUAAAUGGGGAAAAGACAGUCUUUAACAAAUGGUGCUGGCAUAACUGGAUACCCAACUGUAAAAAAAAUGAAACAAGACCCAUGCCUCACACCAUGUAUAAAAACUAACUCAAAAUAAAAUCUAAAACAAUAAAAAUCAUGAAAUUAAAAUAGGGACAAGGCUAGGAGCCAUAAUACAUGGUAUAAACAGAAUACAAACCCUAACUAACAAUGUAGAAACGCCAGAAGAGAAACUAGAUAACUGGGAGCUCCUAAAAAUAAAACGGUUAUACUCAUCAAAAGACUUCACUGAAAAAGUAAAAAGACAACCUACAGAUUGGAAAAAAAAUUUUUGGCUACGACAUAUCCGAUAAAGAUCUAAUCUCUAAAAUCUACAAGAUACUGCAAAACAAAAAGACAAAUAACCCAGUUAAAAAAUGGGCAAAGGUUAUGAACAGACACUUCACCAAAGAAGACAUUCAGGCGGAUAACAGAUAUGUGAGGAAAUGCUCAGGAUCAUUAACCAUUAGAGAAAUGCAAAUCAAAACUACAGCGAAAUAUCUCACCCCAACAAGGCUAGCAGUAGUCCAAAACACACAUACAAAAAAAAUGUUGGAGAGGUUGUGCAGAGACUGGAACACAUACACUGCUGGUAGGAAUGUAGAAUGGUACAACCACUUUGGGAAUCGAU